GUCAGUUCAAAUGUCUAUUGUCAAAUCAGAUUGUAAGCAGAAAGUUGUAAACAAUCAAUGUUAACGAGAAACGUGAAUUUAAACAGAACGUGUUUGAAAUACUUCUCGGUUUCAUCGUGUUGCCGCCAGACAAAGCCUUUAUUACGCGGACAGAAGUCAAUUGCAAGUUUUAAUAAUAGUUCACUUCAUGAUAAAAACAUAACCUAUAAUCCAUCUUUUUAUCCGACGAAAGGUUUACAUGAAAUUAAAGAGAGUGUACAAACAUUAGUAGAUAAUCAGAAUUGCAAUACUUUUACGUAUAGAACACAUAAUUGUGGAGAACUAAGGCCGGAACAUGAAGGACAGAAGGUCACUCUUUGUGGAUGGAUUCAAUUCUCUAGGUUAUCCAAAUUCCUUCUACUUAGGGACGCAUAUGGCCUGACACAAUGCAUAGUGAACGACGACAACAUAAGCUUCUCCGAUAUUCCUUUAGAAACAGUUGUAAAGAUUGAAGGUACAGUAGCAUUAAGACCAAAAGACAUGAUCAAUAAGACUAUGCCUACUGGUGUUAUAGAAGUUGUUAUGACAAAGUUAGAGGUACUCAACACUGUUGAUAAGCUGCCUUUCAAUCUGAGAGAUUACCAAAAACCUAAAGAACAGCUUAGAUUACAGCACAGGUACAUAGACUUAAGGUUUCCAGAAAUGCAGAAUAAUUUAAGGGUCCGUUCACACAUGCUACAUAAUAUGAGAAGAUUUUUGAUUGAGAAUCAUGGUUUUGUUGAGGUUGAGACCCCAACAUUGUUUUGUAGGACUCCUGGUGGAGCGAGAGAAUUUGUAGUGCCCACACAUCAUGAGGGAUUGUUCUACUCCCUAGUCCAAAGUCCACAGCAAUUUAAGCAAAUGCUCAUGUCAGGAGGUGUUGAUAGAUAUUUCCAAGUGGCAAGAUGUUACAGAGAUGAAACCACUCGACCAGACAGACAGCCGGAAUUCACACAGUUGGAUAUUGAACUAUCUUUUACAGACUUAGAUGGAGUCCUAACUAUGAUUGAACACUUACUUUAUGCAACUUUUGUAAAGCCACUGCCAAAGCCGCCUUUUAGAAGAAUGACAUACAAGGAUGCAUUAAAAAAUUAUGGAUCAGACAAGCCAAAUUUAACAUUUGAAUUGAAAUUUAUAAAUAUAAAGAAUUUAUUCCCUGAAAAAUCUAAUGAGGAAGACUUUGGUGCAUAUGCUCUUCCAUAUUCUAAGGAAAUUGGCAAACUAACUACAAAAUACAAAGAGAAAAUUAGAGAGUAUGCCAAAAAAUAUUCUUGUAAAGUUGUACUAAAUGAAAAUGUUACAAAGGAAUUGGGAAUGGAAAUAGGAGCAAGAAUCCAAAGCGUAAUCGGAGACGAAGCUGCAAUAAUAGUUUUAGGUGACGAUGAAAAUGCUUGCCAAUGUUUAGGAGAAAUAAGAUUAAUAAUGGCUUCCAUAUUAAAAUCGAAGGAUUUGCUUCAAGUAAAAGAAAAUGUAGAACCAUUAUGGGUUGUAGACUUCCCCUUAUUUGUGAAAGGAGAAAAUGGCUUAGAAACUUGUCAUCAUCCUUUUACAUCACCUCAUCCGGAUGACAUUCAUUUACUAGACACUGAACCACUAAAAGUAAGAUCCUUAGCGUAUGAUAUAGUUAUGAAUGGCAAUGAAAUUGGUGGUGGGUCGGUCCGAGUCCACAAUGCAGAGUUACAAGAAAAGUUAUUGAAGAUUUUGGAUAUUGACUCUUCUAAGUUAUCGCAUUUCUUGAAUGCGUUGAAGUGUGGCUGUCCUCCGCAUGCUGGGAUUGCGUUAGGAAUUGAUAGACUGGUUACGUUGGCAUGUGAUGCUGAAUCUAUCAGAGAAGUGAUUGCAUUCCCUAAGUCACAUGAUGGCAGGGAUCCUCUGUCAGGCGCUCCUAACACUAUAAGUGAGGAUGAUAAGAAGUAUUACCACAUUUCUACUGUGCAACAUUAGAAAUAGCUAUGUUUAAUUUAUUAAUAAGUUACAUAUAUUAAGUAUUCUUAUAAUAACUACAUACAUUAAAUAUUUUGUUGUCUAUUUGGG
Molecule: messenger RNA, 2052 nt
Organism: Spodoptera exigua (beet armyworm)
Lineage: Eukaryota; Metazoa; Arthropoda; Insecta; Lepidoptera; Noctuidae
Source: the annotation of a GenBank genome assembly